GCCACUGGUGGCCUUGGGACCCACCGGUGUCACCGCCUGCCCCACAGAAGCAGGGAUCUGCUGGUGCUACCACCUGCCCCACAGGCUCCAGACACCCACCCCACGGCCACCCGGGACCCACAGCCCCAGGACUGCUGCGAGGGUGUCUCAGCAGAACCAUGCUGAUCCUGACGUGCCCGGCCCAGCUGCAGCGCCUGGAGGAGGCCCUGAGGAGGAGCCUGCCCCUUGCCCUGCCGGUCCUCGGGGCCGUGAUGAACAUAAACCGGGGGAACCCAGGGGAGUUCGAGGUCGUGGUGGACUCGUGGCCCCACUUUGGCGCUGUGCUGGCACGGCCCAGCAGAGAGAUGCCGGUGGAUGAUUUCUACACAAACAGGAAUGCGGCUUUCUACCGGGACGUGGGCGCCUACCGGGCACUGCUAGAGACCCCCGGCUGCCUGCGCUGGGACACCGCCUUCCACAUCUUUGGGCUGCAGGAGGGGGUGGCCACGGUGUCACAGGCCAUUGCGGGGGUCAAGGGCAUCGAGCUGGAGGUCUCCGAGUACUACACCUACUUGCACCCCAACCCCAGCACCCUGCCUGAGCCCCGGCUGGACCCCGACGUGCGGGUGGGCUCGCUGAGCCCAGCGCACGUAGAUCUACUGAACGAGACAUGGGCGUACGGCGGCAACAAUCGCAGCCGGCGGUACUUGGCGGAGCUGCUGGGUCGUUUCCCCAACGUCUGCCUGCAGGACAGGGCUGGGCAGCCUCUCUGCUGGGUCCUGACCGAUGCCUUCGGGACGGGGACCCACAGCUACACCCUGCCGGCUCACCGCCGGCACGGCCACAUGCGAGCGGUGCUGGCCCUCGCCGCUCGCCGGGCGCAGGCCCGUGGUUUUCCCACCUUCGGGCACACGGCCACGGGGAACCGGCCCAUGCAGCGGUUGCAGGAAGAGCUGGGACACCGGCAAGUGCCGGAGCUCUGCCGCUUCGUCCUGCACAACCCCGGCCUGGGCAGGGACUGACCCUGACCCCCUCGGCCCCCCGCCCCGGCGCGGGGAAGUCCCUGUGCUGUUGGGGCCACAAAGAUAAAAUAAAAUGAAACCAAAGAGGAGUGUGGACUCUCUGA
Phalacrocorax carbo (great cormorant) is the source of this 1105-nucleotide messenger RNA. The record is from RefSeq and is a predicted model, not a curated record. Lineage: Eukaryota; Metazoa; Chordata; Aves; Suliformes; Phalacrocoracidae.